Penicillium argentinense is the source of this 216-nucleotide messenger RNA. RefSeq lists its product as uncharacterized. The coding region runs from base 1 to 216 and encodes 71 amino acids. The transcript has a single exon. Lineage: Eukaryota; Fungi; Ascomycota; Eurotiomycetes; Eurotiales; Aspergillaceae. The record is from RefSeq and is a predicted model, not a curated record.
AUGGCGACGCCAGGGCUGUCGGCGGGACAAAAUAUCCUCGAACCCCAGAUCAGCGUUACCCCAGGUCUUUCGCAGGCCAUCCACGACCGCGAGGCCAAUCAGCAGGGGGUCCCACGAGGCCCGCUUGACCGUGUCGAGAUGGGCUCCGCAGUCCCCACCACUCAGCGAUCCGCGCGACGACAGGGCUGCUGCUAUCAAACUGCACAUGGUGCUUAG